AUGGAUGAUGAUGAGAUAUUCUCUGAUUCUCAAAAUUUCUACUCAACCCAAAAUUUCAACCCUUCCCAAACUUUCAAUCCUUCCCAAGAUUAUAUCCCUAGCUUUGAUCAUUUUCCAAAUUCUAGCCAAUUUGAAACUAAUGUGAAUGCUUCAAACGCUCCACAUGGUUGGAAUGAGCAAGAAGACAAUGCGCUAAUGUCUGCUUGGUGUUUCAUCAGCGCAAAUGCAUGUGUUGGCACCAACCGAACUAGUGCGAAUCUAUGGGAAAAUAUUCUUGUUCAAUAUGAACAAACAAGAAAAGAAAAUCCAACAAUGGGCGCACAGAGGAGUUUGGAGUCAUUGAGACAGCGCUACAGACGACUCAACGCAAAUGUCUCCAAGUGGAUUGCUGCGUACAAGCGUGCACAUGAACGAGCUACAAGCGGCCAAUCUAAUGAGGACAUUGAGAAAGCCGCUCAACAAAUCUAUGGUAAGGGUAAAUUUACUCACCAUCAGCCAGAUGACGACAGCCUUGAAGAAAGUCGUGGAAGCUCAAAAAGGUCGAGGACUAGUGAGGAGGGAGGACCUCAAAUUAACUCCACACCUGGGAGUGUUUCUUCAACAUUACAACGUCCUAUUGGAAGAGACAAAAUUAAGGCUAAGGCUAAAAGAAAAGGCAAAGAAGUUGCAACACCAUCAUAUACGGUUCCUAAUGAUUUCACUGCAGCACUGCGUGAAAUGAGAGUCACACGUGAAAGGGAAUGUGAUAUUCAAGAACGGAAGAUCAAG
This is a messenger RNA of Salvia hispanica, 768 nucleotides long. The record is from RefSeq and is a predicted model, not a curated record. Lineage: Eukaryota; Viridiplantae; Streptophyta; Magnoliopsida; Lamiales; Lamiaceae.